GAUGACAGAACAAUAAAGAGAGAGAGAAGCUCUUUUCCACACGCGCGCCCCCGUGUUUCUCUGUGCGCGUGACACGACUGCUGUUCUCUGUCAGCUCGUGACAGUAUUAAUAUCGGCUCUGUUAAUAACGUUAAUUAUCUUGAUGAGUGAGACAGUGGCUCGAGAGAGAAGCGGACACACCGCGGCGACGGACGGACAGUAUUUAUAUGUCUGGGGCGGUUAUGUGUCGGUGGCGGAACAUGAAGUUUUUCUUCCAAAUGACGAGCUUUGGUUGUAUGACUUAGAAACUGGGUUAUGGGAAAGGCACGGCAUGUGUGGGUCGAUUCCCCCGUCCAUGUCCGGGACGUGCGGCUGCAUUGUGAAUGGACACCUGUAUAUAUUCGGAGGAUGCUGUGAUGAUGGACAGACUAAUGAACACUACUCAGUCAAUCUGCAUGAUGGGACGUUCACCUGGAGGAAGGUCAGUCAUCGGUCAGGAUCUCCGCCGUCGCCGCGUGAUAAACUGUCCUGUUGGGUUCAUAAAGGAAGAAUGAUCUACUUUGGUGGAUAUGGUCACAAACUGCUGAGUGAAAUCAAGGAUCCGAAGAGCUUCACUGUGGAUGAAGCAUCAUGGGCCGAGGACAUUUUCUGGGGAUGGAACAAUGAAACGCAUGAAUUUGAUCCGGACAGAAGCAGCUGGACUGAACCACAGACCUCUGGCCGUUCUCCUGCGCCGCGAGCCGCUCACGCUAGUGCCACGAUCGGCAGUAAAGGUUACGUGUGUGGCGGAAGAAUAAAGGAAACUAGAACCAGUGAUGUGUUUUGUCUGGAUUUAAACUCAUGGACAUGGUCAGAAAUCUGGUGUCGUGUGUUUCUCAGCGUCUCCUCCAGCGCCGCUCCGUCAGGUCGCUCGUGGCACACGCUCACGUCAGUGUCAGAUUCCUCUCUCUUCAUGUUCGGUGGACUCAGUGUGGACUGCAGACCCUUGAGUGAGGGAUGGAUAUUUAAUCUGGAGACGAAAGGAUGGACAAGGAUGGAGCAUCAAUACAAGGACAAACCGCGGCUUUGGCACAGCGCUUGUCAAGGAAGAGACUCAGAUGUGAUUGUGUUUGGAGGAAGUCAUGAUUAUAUUCUUCUGGUGGACAAAGGCCACUGCAACGAUGCGCUUGUUUUCCAGACUCAGCCGUACCCGCUGAUACGAUUGUGCGAGGACUUCAUUGCGAGCCGCGCCAGAAUGUUUCGGUUCCAGAUUCUCUGUUUGCCACCAAAACUGAGACGCGCUGUGCAGAAACGGACAACUUUCUUCAGGACAAACAGAAAAACACGGAAUAUAUUCAGAACCUUGGAAUGAUUGGUUUUAAAAUAACCCAGGUGAAAAAAUACUAUAGUAAUUUAUAGUAAAUACUAUAAGUACUUGAAUUAAUUUAUUGUGGUAAUUCUGUAGUUGCUGUGAUAAUAUAACAACUAUAGUAAUAUAAACAAAUUACCCAAUAUUGUACUAAGUUUUCUACAACUUUAGGGUAUAUUAUACUACAAUAUACACUACAGUUUACUGUAGUAAAAACUAAAGUAUACUAU
This is a messenger RNA of Megalobrama amblycephala (Wuchang bream), 1557 nucleotides long. RefSeq names its product kelch domain-containing protein 1. Bases 143 to 1330 code for a protein of 395 amino acids. Gene Ontology annotation, molecular function: protein binding. The record is from RefSeq and is a predicted model, not a curated record. Lineage: Eukaryota; Metazoa; Chordata; Actinopteri; Cypriniformes; Xenocyprididae. The transcript has 13 exons.